This is a messenger RNA of Nicotiana tabacum (common tobacco), 483 nucleotides long. NCBI's taxonomy places the organism in Eukaryota, Viridiplantae, Streptophyta, Magnoliopsida, Solanales, Solanaceae. The record is from RefSeq and is a predicted model, not a curated record.
AUGCGGGCUAGUCAUCGUAGAAGCGAGGCUGCUUCUGCAGCCUUUGGCCAAAUUCUCCAAAGCUGCUUCUGUGGCCACAAGCUCGCAUCUGCGUCUAUAAGCUCGCAGGUAAGGGCAUCAGCUGAUUACAUCCAUACUGUGAUAUAUGGUGUGAAGCACUUCAUUGGACAAUUCCAGCUUGAUGAACUUCCUUGUGAACAUGCUUUGGUAUCUUUGAGGCAUAGGAAUGAGUCUUAUGAAAACUAUUAUUCUUCUUAUUACACGAGGGAGAGCCUUAUGCAUACUUAUGAAAUACCAGUAGACCCGCUGCCUGACAAAAGCAAAUGGAAUGUGCCACAACAUAUAGCUGAAGAAGUUGUAAAGCCACCUACAGGGAAAAGGCAGCCAGGGAGACCUCAAAAACAAAUAUACAAAUCAUAUGAUGAAGUAAAUACAAAAAAAUUACAAGGUUUCAUGUGGCAACUGCGGACUAGAAGGGCAUAA